CUUUAGGAAGUGUCCUGGCCCAUUUCAUUAGCUACGGUACUCGGAAAAUUUGGACCGCACAAUCCAGUAAAAAAUCUGGUGAAGCUUCCCUCAUACUCAUUUCAUUUUAGUGUACGGAUUCCCAAUUGCACAUUGGAUAUUGGACUCUGUAUUUUAGAUGUAGAGAGAGAGAGAGAGAGCGUGUGGAGAAUCCCGCCGGAUCAGCAGAGAUUUGAUCUCCCGGAGGCAACUUGAAGACAGUCGGACCCUUGCCUACUACAACAUCUAAAAAGGAUUCAAACAAAGUCUACUCUGCAUCUGCUGUUGAGGCUCCGUGGUGGAAUCUCUCUAGGCUUCAGAGCUUUGAACCAUGAGAGGAAGUAAUCAAGAUGUCAUUGAUGCACAUUUUGCUGACAAAACGUAAUAUGACGGUUAAGUGAAUAAUACACAUGUUUACCUUUACAUGUCUAAUGCACGGACUUGCUAAUCCAAAUUUCACUGCUUCAUAUUCUAACAACUUGGCUUAGAGAAUAAUGUGCAAUAAUGUUUAGUAUUUAGUUCAAUAUAACUUCCAUAUUCUGAUAUGAGUUUUUGUUCACUUAAUUAGUUAUUUUCUCUGCAGACCCAUUCUAUUUCAACUCUGCCAUGUUCGUAAGUGUAUUGUGUAAGAGCUCAGUAUGUUUUUCAUUUUAUUAUAAAAUAUAAUUUCAUCAUAUUUAUAUACUGAGCAUAUUCAUAUGAAAGAGGUCAAUUUUAAUACACUGAGUGUUUUUUGAAGCCCGUGCUAAUGAUAAUAUGUUUCUGAACAUGAUCUUCAUGAUCUUUAUGUUGUAUGUUUAUUCCUAUUUGCAGGCUAACAUAGAAAACCAAGUUCUUGAUUUAUAUACAAUUGUUCAUUCUGUUAACUUUAUAUGGUCCACCGUAGCAAAAUGGGGACAGGAAAAGAAGAUGGGCCAUGACAAACCAGGUAACAUUUUUUAUUCGGUGUUUGAUUGAAUAAAUUAAAGAUUUUUUGAGGGUUUUCUAUAAGUAAUCCAGUGUCUUGGAAGCAUGAUACCCUGAAAGUAUGUUUAGAAUUUUAAAUUGGAAGCAUGAUUGAAUUCUUUGUUCUUUUUUCUUAAUUUUUUUCAAUAUUUAAAGCUAAAGCUUUUGUCUAUCGUAUUGUCAAUUUCAAACAAUGUGGAUGAUAUGGUAAUUGUGUUCCCUUUGAUUCAUAAAUGGAUUAAGCAAAUAUAAAUAUAUUUGUUUAAAAAAGGCAACAUUUAAGUUUCAUCAUCUUCACCUUCAAUGUUGCUCAAGUUUCAGUGAGUAUUCCAUGAACGUUGGCUUCUUUUAAGUUUCUAAUUUUGAUAGUUUUUCUUUAAGUAAUGCAAUGCAUUUAUGUUCCAGAUUAUAAUUAAAGAUUUGCGAGUUUUCACUAUAAAUGAAAGUCUAUUCAUAGAGUUGUUCUUUAAUGAUGAUCAUUUUAAGCGAAACUGAAAUUUUUGAGUGUUCUGUAGAUUAGAAAAGCAUGUCAAUGUCAAGUAAUGAGAAAGGUAUGUUUACUCAACUCUAAUGGAUUAAUUUUUAAGUAAACACUCAUUUUUUCAUUAGUUCAUUUUAUUAUUCGUAGGACAUAAAUGGCCAUAACCAUCUCAUGAUUCCUUCAUUGUAUUCGUUUUAAGUUAUUACAAUGCUGUUAACCUUUGGUAAAAAGAUACUAGAAAGGUAUCUUUUUUAGUGACUCAAUGAAGGUGGAAUAACUUAAAGCUUUUUUCAGAAUCAAGUAAUGACAAAGGUAUGUUUACUCAAUUCUAAUGGAUUGGGUUUUUUUAGUAAACACUCAUUAUCUUCGUUAGUUCAUUUUAUUAUUCGUAGUAGUGAGAUUAAUACUCCAUGAAAAGCUUAAAAUGUGGCUUUGUUGUUAAAUGCUCCAUGAAAAGCUUUUCCAACCAACUUUUUAAACACUACUUUGAAGAAAACAUGGUCUUAAUUGUUUAGUAUUUCAUGAAAUAGAGUAGAAAAAAGGUAGGGGUUGAAGUCAUUAUUUUGUUGGAGUUGGUAGAAAAUAUCAAUCUAACCCCCUUUUAAAUACAUACUCAUUUGUAAUAUAUUUUUCCAAGGUAGAGAGGGAUGAAUUGAGUGCACGGUCGCUGUAGUAUGAGAUUAUUACAACACGACCUUUAAAGGUGUUAUAGCUAUUUAUUUUUAAGUUGCUUUGAGAAUUCAUGUGAUCCUCAUUCUCUUAACUCAAUUUAUUAAUAGUCUUCAUGUCUUUCUUUAUCAAAAUAGUAGAAUGCUCCUACUGUCAUAUAAAUUUGGAGCUUUUUUUUACCAAUUGAUAAAAAAUGGGGAUUUCUUAAAACUGCAGUUAUNAUUAAGACGAUGAUGGUUGAUCGUGGGGAUGAGUUCCUUUUUUAAAUUAUUAGUAUGAAUCUUACAUUCAAAUGGUUAGCGCAACUUUCUAUAGCUUUACUUUCAUUUAAUUUUGGAGCAAACGUGUUUCAAAUGCCACAGCCUAUUACAUGUAUUUUUUACUGACUGAAAUUAAUGUCAUUUUUAAAAAUUGUUUGAGAAGAUAGGUUCUACACAUUUGGCUAUUUUUUCAUUUUUUUUCAGUUUGAAUUUUUAUAGUUAUAUUAAUAAAAUGAGUUACCGGGG
Molecule: messenger RNA, 2619 nt
Organism: Cuscuta campestris
Lineage: Eukaryota; Viridiplantae; Streptophyta; Magnoliopsida; Solanales; Convolvulaceae
Source: the annotation of a GenBank genome assembly